Molecule: messenger RNA, 1639 nt
Organism: Myiozetetes cayanensis
Lineage: Eukaryota; Metazoa; Chordata; Aves; Passeriformes; Tyrannidae
Gene: ABHD11
Product: abhydrolase domain containing 11
Exons: 5
Coding region: 363-1262 (299 amino acids)
Cellular component (GO): mitochondrion
Source: RefSeq, a predicted model, not a curated record
AGACUCCAGCCCCUCCCUGGGCAGCCUGUUCAGAGCUGGGUCACUGCCCAGGGAAGUUCUUCCUCCUGUCCAGCUGGAGCUUCCUGGGCAUCGGUUCCUGCCCGUUCCUCUUGUGCCAUUGCUGGGCCCCCCCAGCAGAGCCUGGGCCAUCCUCUGCCCCCUCCCUGCAGCCCCUGACACACCCUGGGGAGGGCCCCUCUCAGUGUGUGCUCUGGAGGCUGAACAGCCCCAGCUCCCUCAGCCUUUGCUGGGCAGGGAGAUGCUCCAGUGCCCUCCUCAUCCUCCCAGCCUGCGCUGGAGCCGCUGCAGGAGCUCCCUGUGCCUGCUGUGCUGAGGAGCCAGAGCUGGGCCCAGCCCUGCAGAUGUGCCUGCCCAGGGCUGAGCAGAGGGGCAGGGCUCAUCCUUCCAUCCCCCACACCCCUGGCCGUGCCCCCACGCCUCUCUCUUCUCCUGCAGCGCGGUGCCCCUGGCCCACGUGGUGCUGGAGGGUCGCAGGGACCGGCUGCCCCUGGUGCUGCUCCACGGGCUCUUCGGCAGCCACGGCAACUUCCAGACGGUGGCCAAGACGCUGGUGCGGCGUGGGAGCGGCAAGGCAGGUGCUGACAGUGGAUGCCCGGAACCACGGCGGGAGCCCCCACAGCCCCGAGAUGACCUACGAGGCCAUGAGCCUGGACGUGCAGCACCUCCUGAGCCGCCUGGGCAUUGCCAAGUGCAUCCUGCUGGGACAUAGCAUGGGUGGCAAGACUGCCAUGACGUUGGCCUUGCAGCGGCCAGACCUGGUGGAGCGCCUCAUUGCUGUGGACAUUGGUCCCGGCUCGACCGCCCCCGUGUCCGAAUUCUCUGGCUACAUCUCUGCCAUGAAGGCAGUGAAGGUCCCAGCUGGCCUGUCCCGCUCUGCAGCCCGACAGCUGGCUGAUGACCAGCUGCAGCCUGUGGUCAAGCUUCCACAGCUCAGACAGUUCCUCCUCACCAACCUAGUGGAGGCUGAGGGCCGCUAUGUGUGGAGGGUGAACCUGGAGGCUAUUUCCCAGCACCUGGCAGAUAUCAUGAACUUCCCUGUCUUCCACAAGCCAUAUCCUGGCCCCACGCUCUUCCUGGGAGGGUCUGAGUCGCCCUAUAUCAGCUCCAGAGACUACCCGGAGAUCCAGCGCCUCUUCCCCAAGGCAGAGAUCCAGUACAUCAAAGGUGCAGGGCACAUAGUCCAUCAGGAUAAAUUCGAAGAAUUCAUCACUGCUGUCCUCAAUUUCCUGCCACAGGUGUAGCCAUGGGGACCAGGAUUUCUGCAAGGACCGUGUGGGUCCUGAGGAGCUCUGGCGUUGGGCACAGGGUUUAGGGCUCUGUGAGGAGGGGCUGAGCCAGGACUGGCUGCUCUUGUUGCAGUCUGAUCCUGCCUGCAAGGCUCUCCCAUCCUGGUUGUCCUGCAGCCAGAGUGGAGAGGGAGCUCCAUCCCGCUGAGCUCUCCUGCCACCUUGCAGGGACACAGGGUGGCAGCAGCCCAGGACACUGUCCUGCCUGCACUGGAGUGUUGGGCACUCGAAGGGGGCAGGAGAGCCCUCUCAUUUUCCUGCUGCCAGACCAAUCCGUGGAUCUGGCUGUGACUUUGCAGAACGUGCAAUAAAGCUGAAUUGGUGCCAAGGCA